AUGGCCACACUCCACCCCGAAGACGCCGCAGGACGGCCCGUGCGACGACGACCUCGUCCCUCCAGUUCGGGCGGCUCCAGAUCGCCGUCCACCAAACGACACUCGAUAGUGCGGGAGCAUCUCGGAGAAGAGCUCAAUGUGCCCGACGGCCAGGAAAUGGACCUGGGCCAGGUCAACAAGAACCUCAAUGCCGCAUACGCCAAGGCCGAGAAGGACUCGGACGACGAGAAGGAAAAGAAGGAGGAGGGCGUGGUGGACGAGCUGCCAGAGAAGUAUUCCUACCCUCGAUUCUCAAAGAACAACCGACGCUACAGAUUCACCGACAUCAAGUUCAAGCCAACACCGUCGAUUCUCGACAAGUUCGCCCACAAGGACUCGGAGUUCUUUGGCUUCUACACCCUGCUGUGGAUGGUGUUUGCCUUCUGCGUCUUCCGAACCGGCCUGCUCAACUACACAAACGAAGGCAUCCUGUUCCGGGGCCAGAUUUUCGCCAUUCUCAGCAAAGAUCUCUGGAAAGUCGCAUUGGUCGAUCUGGGCAUGUACCUGACCACCUAUCUGUCUGUGUUUCUGCAAUUGGCCGUCAAGCACGGUCUGGUCGACUGGAACUCGUUUGGCUGGAUCAUCCAGAACGUGCACCAGACCCUGUUCCUCUUCUUCUACCUUUGGGUCGCCAAGUCGAGUAACCUGCCUUGGAUCGGUAACAUCUUCAUUGUGCUUCAUGCCUUUGUCAUGCUCAUGAAACAACACUCGUACGCCUUCUACAAUGGCUACCUAUGGACUGUCGAGGACGAGCUCUCCCACGCAAAGCAGCGUCUCACCGAAGACAUUCCUGUUUCAGAGAAGGAGGAUCUCAAGCUGGACAUCGAGUUCUGCGAGACAGAGCUCAAGGUCCAAUCCAGACACACCCCUUUCCCCACCAACAUCACCUUUUCUAACUACUUCUGGUACUCCAUGUUCCCAACGCUCGUCUACGAAAUUGAGUUCCCUCGAACCCCCCGAAUCAAGUGGACAUACGUGCUGGAGAAGGUCGCCGCAGUCUUUGGCGUCUUCUUCCUUAUGAUCUGGGUCGCAGAGUCGUACCUGUAUCCCCCUGUGGUGGCUGUUAUUCAAAUGCGAGACGAACCCUUCUGGAACAAGGUCCGAAUCUAUCCCAUUUUCCUGUCGGACAUUCUGCUGCCCUUUGUCAUUGAGUACAUGCUUGUUUUCUACAUCAUCUGGGACGCCAUUCUCAACGGCAUUGCCGAGCUCACUCGCUUCGCCGACAGAGACUUUUAUGGCCCCUGGUGGAACUGUACCAGCUGGGAGCAGUUUAGCCGAGAAUGGAACAUUCCUGUCUACCAGUUCCUCAAGCGACACGUCUACCACUCGUCCAUCUCUGCUUUCAAGUUCUCCAAGGGCGCAGCUACCCUCACCACCUUCUUGCUGUCUUCUCUUGUCCACGAGCUGGUCAUGUUUGCCAUCUUUAAGAAGUUCCGAGGAUACCUGCUGUUGCUGCAGAUGACCCAGCUGCCCCUGGCCAUGCUGCAGAAAACCAAAUGGAUCCAGGACAGACCCGUUUUUGGCAACGCUUUCUUCUGGUUCUCGCUCAUGAUCGGACCUUCUCUCAUGUGUUCCAUGUACCUCCUCUUCUAA
Molecule: messenger RNA, 1632 nt
Organism: Yarrowia lipolytica CLIB122
Lineage: Eukaryota; Fungi; Ascomycota; Dipodascomycetes; Dipodascales
Biological process (GO): ergosterol metabolic process
Cellular component (GO): endoplasmic reticulum membrane
Molecular function (GO): ergosterol O-acyltransferase activity
Source: RefSeq, a predicted model, not a curated record